AGUGGGAAGAGGCACCGCGAAACAAACACAGGAGCAUCUGUUCAGCUGAUCGCAUUAGGUCCUCACGCUGCUGCUGCUGCCACUUCGCUCUCUGCCUAUGCAGCCAUCCGUGCAUUUAGACAAACACACAGACAGAUAGAGCGUACGGGUAGGGCUGGAAACGUCGGGAGCUGCGGAAGGCUGCAGAGCUCCUCUGUGGAGCAGACGCAACGGAGAGGAGGCUCUGUUUCCCUCAACAGGGGAACGUUACGAAACACAAGUGGAGCGACCGCGGUUGAGGAUUUGGGCAGCGCAGCGUUGAGGUUGCUUCCAUCCUGCCCAUUGGCGUUGGGAGCUAUGGAGCGUUUCCCUUCCCCCAGCCCCUACGGGGUGCAGGACCCUGGUCCCCCAACCCGGUGAAGCCACGGGGCCCCAGCAAGGGACGGCGACGGUGAGCAGGGAGCGUGUGCCGGGCUGGGUUAGUUACCGAUAUGAACAGCUGGAAAGACCGGAACGCCGUGCAGACACCGGCAGCACGGAGGGUGCUCGGGAGGAUUACGGCUCUGCGUGCUGCAAGGGGGAGGCAGGAGGAGGAUUAGUGGGGAAGGGCAGAGGGAGCAGGAUUUAUCAGCUUUUCAGAUAUGCAUUACAGCUUUCGUAAUAUUUCACUGGAUUGUCUAGGACUUUGCCUGGCUAUAAGAGGAGUUCCUCGACCAUAACCGAAAGGUUUCGGCAUCGGCUGUCAGGCGGCUCGGCAGUGCAGGACAAUGGCAUCACCCUGUGUGUGUGAGGAACCUCGUGGCCAGCCGGGAGCCUGAGGCUGGUGGUAGUGCCGCAUUCUGCCACGGCCAACCAGGGAGAAGGCUUUUUGUCACGAGAAGGCACUGAAGUGAUGGGCUGAACUUAUGGGAGGAACCAGCACCCGGCCAGGCAGAGAUUCAAGAGCCUGUCGGGAGCUGUGAAGGACCCGGUUUCAGCAAGGGCAUGGCCAGAGCUUUCUUCAGGCUACAGAAGUUUCUCCGUCGGACCCAGUUUCUGCUCUUUUUCCUCACAGCAGCUUACCUGAUGGCUGGCAGCCUCCUGCUGCUCCAGCGGACCCGCUUGGUUAUCCAGCAAGGUUCACGUGGGACCUCUGCUAAUCAGGCCUUGCCAGUGCCGGAUGGGAUGUCUGGGGUUGGGAUCAUAGAUCCUAGGAUGCUGCCAAACCCCCCCUCUGGUCCCCGGCUGCUGGUGGGCAUGGACACGCUGCAGGAGCCAGCGCUGGACCAACGGCACAGCCCACGGUGGCUCGCGUCCCGCAACUCAGAGCUCAGACAGUUGAGAAGAAGGUGGUUCCAUAGGUUCAUCAGCGAUCAGGAGCCCAUGCAAACAGCGGGAUUUAAAGCGAUGAAGCACACUGCUGAACACAAAGGCACCUACAUGGGAUGCUUCAGUGAUGAUUCGAGGGAGAGGACACUGAAGGGAGCUGUGUUUUAUGACUUAAGAAAAAUGACAGUAUCUCACUGUCAGGAGGCGUGCGCUGAGAGGGCUUACACCUACGCUGGUCUGGCGUACGGAGCCGAGUGCUACUGCGGGAACAAGCUCCCAGUGAUCACCUCCAAGCCUGAGGAGUGCAACAGCGAGUGCAAGGGGGAGAAAGGCUCUGUCUGCGGAGGGGUAAACCGUCUCUCAGUCUACAAGGUGGAGGAGCUGCGAGCAGGAGCGAGACGACGGAGGAAUGUUAUCUAUCGAGGAUGUUUUAGAGCUCCAGAAAAUUUAACAGACACCUUUCCAGCCUCUUUGACACAGCCCAAUUUGACGGUGGAGAUGUGCUCUGAAUUUUGCUCCAAGAAAGAGUUUCCCUUGGCAGUCAUCCGAGGGCAGGAGUGCUACUGCGGCUAUCCCACCGGGCGCUUCCCGCUGCACGACGGCGCCGAUGGGCUGCUCUGCAGUGGGAUGCACAACGCCAGCAGUGCCAACGAAGGAAAAUACUGCCUGGUCUAUCAGACACCAGUGCAAGACACCCGCUGCACGGACAGGAAAUUCUUAACCACCAAAUCCAAAGUGUUUGUUGCUUUGUCAAGCUUUCCUGGGGCUGGGAAUACGUGGGCUCGCCAUUUGAUAGAGCAUGCCACAGGAUACUACACGGGAAGCUAUUACUUUGAUGGAGCCCUCUACAACAAAGGUUUUAAAGGAGAAAAAGAUCACUGGAGAAGCAGAAGGACCAUCUGUGUGAAAACACAUGAAAGUGGCAAGACAGAGAUUGAAAUGUUUGACUCAGCGAUCCUGUUGAUAAGGAACCCAUACAAGUCACUGAUGGCAGAGUUCAACAGGAAAUACGCCGGGCACUUGGGAUACGCCACAGACCGCAACUGGAAGAGCAAAGAGUGGCCCGAGUUCGUGAACAGCUAUGCUUCUUGGUGGGCCUCCCACGUCCUGGACUGGCUGAAGUACGGGAAACGCCUGCUCGUCGUCCACUACGAGGACCUGAAGCAAAGCCUCAUCCCCAAACUGAAGGAAAUGGUGGAGUUUCUCAACAUGACAGUGACAGAGGACCGACUGCUUUGCGUUGAGAACAACAGGGAUGGGAACUUCAAGCGAUCUGGUGCUAAGCAAAAGGAUUUUCAGCCAUUCACCCAGGAAAUGAAAGAUCUUAUCAACCAAUACAUCUUGACAGUGGAUGAAGCUCUGCGGGGAAGAAACUUCACAGGGCUGCCCAGAGAGUAUGUGCCAAGAUGAUGGCCUGGCAGCACUCUGCUGUGCAUAAAAAUAAAACUGUUUUUUCUUAAAAAAAAAAAAAAAGGAAAAAAAAAAGAAAAGACUAGACCUUUACAGUUAAAGCAAAGAUACUUGUGGAGUCUGCUGAAUGGUGCAAAUUCUCUCCACUCUUGGGUGUUUUUCAGGGUACUAAGUGCUCCAGAAGGCAAGCAGUGAAGGACGAAAGUCGUGUUACAAACCAAGGCAAAAAGCUAUUAUUGUCUAUCUGCGUCUGCCCCUUCCCGCACAAGCGGCUCAGCCAAGCACCCCUGCCUCCGCAGCAGGCAUCCCACCUUCCCAUCCCUGCUGCCAUCACAGGCCUGCCGGAGGCUGCCUUGGCUUGGUUUCCACAGCAGCUGUGUCGGGAAUGGACAUUCGGAAAGGGCAGGGUGGGAACGUCUUAACACUCAUCAAGAAUUUUCUGAGCACUUAAGAAAAGCAGUUGCUCUCUUCUUAGCGUGACCCACUACCUUCCUUAUCGCAGGUUGUGCUGGGCAGGUCAGCUGCCCCGGUGGUGCAGGGGGAGAAAAACACCAUUGGGCAAAGGUGCCCAGAAUAUUGGGCAGAGAGAUGCUCUAGAACUGACCCCAGGGAUGGCAUUGCCUGUGUCCUAGUGAGCUCGGCAGGAAGGGGGGCAGCUGCAGCAUCUCCCCACAGUGAGGUGCACAGCCAGGGACCCAUAGGAGAAAAGAGCAAUUCAGCAUGACUGGGAUUGGAAACCUCUGGGUGUCACCAGACCCAAGAUCUGGCCCCAGGAGUGUGGAUGAGGCCCCAGAGGGGUGGAGGCUGUUGCCGGUGUCAGGGGCUCAGCACAGGUUUCUGUGCCUCCAGCCCUGCACCCACAGUCACUGUGGAUCCAGGGAGACACCAGCACCAAACGUCACUGCAUUUGGUGUUAGAAGAUGCCAACCUCCACACGGGCAGGAUCCUAUCUCCCCUCCUGCCCCGGAGGAACACUGAUGCAAUCCAGCCUGAAAAAGGUUAAGCUACUUAUUAUUGCUCUCUGGAGCCACCACGCAGCGAUGCAUGUUUGAUUACUGACUUACCGCAGGUCCCUGUGGUUUGUCUCGUCCCACACUGGGCCACGUGCACCGCACGGAGGGAGCGCGGUGCUGCCCGCAGGCAGGAGCCACCGCAGCAGCUUGGAGAUGGUUUGAACCACACAGCCCAAGGGGCUGCUCUGCUGCCAGGUGCUUUU
Molecule: messenger RNA, 3913 nt
Organism: Cuculus canorus (common cuckoo)
Lineage: Eukaryota; Metazoa; Chordata; Aves; Cuculiformes; Cuculidae
Gene: WSCD1
Product: WSC domain containing 1
Exons: 9
Coding region: 964-2697 (577 amino acids)
Molecular function (GO): sulfotransferase activity
Source: RefSeq, a predicted model, not a curated record